UGUGAUUCUGCUACUAAUUCGGGCCUGUAACCUUGACCGGCUUGGGCGUUCCUGUAACUCUCCACGCCUGGUAUAAAAGGUGGAGACCCUGAGGUUUCAGGACCCCUGUGAGCCCCGGAGCUGAGGAGACAGAGCAGAUUCAUCUCAAAGGGGAUGAACAAUCAGUACGCCCGCCGCCGGGAGGUCUUCUGCGGGAACACCUGCCACGAUCUCAAGCGCUUUUGGGAAAGAGAGAUUGGCAAACAAACCUACUACAGGGAGUCGGAGGAAUAUCGUCUGGGAAGGAGCGCACUGAGAAAGCUUAGAGAAGAAUGGAAGCAGAGGCUGGAAACAAAGCUAAGGCUACGGAACAAUCCAGACGAGACUGAAAGGCGGGCAAAUGUUGGCUGAGAGCUUCCUGCUCCACUGACCACAGAGGACACAAAGCACUGAGGUCACGCUGCUGGAAGUCAACUCAAAUCCCCAAGUCCCUUUGCCUUGCGGUUGGAUCCCUGCAAAGGGGGUUCCCUGCCAAUCCUCUCCCAAUGCGCAUGCGCCUCAUUUGCCGAGUCAGUCUUCUUCGUGUCGGGGGCAAGUUUUUAUUCCAAGUGGCUCUGAAGAUGAGCUUAUUUAUAAUCAAGGCUCCAGGCAGCAUUCUUAACUUUUACAUAAUUAUCUUCUAAUUUUUUAAAAAGCCCCACCUAUUUCAACUUCUUAGCAUCCCAGAAGGGGUUCCCAACCUUCAUGGUCAGAGUAUAAACAUGGUCCAGGGGCUGGGGAGAUAGCUCAGUUGGUAGAGUGCUUGCCUCACAAACCAAAAAUAAAUAAAUGAAUAAUAAAUAGAAAUGGCACAGGAGUUUCACUCCACCAUCCCGCCUAGGAAACAAUUAUUUCAGGUAAUCCUUUCUCUUGUUCUCUUUCGAUGCAAAGAGAAAUCGCACCUCUCUGCAGAAAUAAAGAUAAUUUCAAUAGUCAUAAAUAAGGUUUGAAAAUACAUUGAUCUUUGUAUGAAUUUGUUUUCAAAAAAAUUGUCUCUCAAUACUAUCAGGAUCCUUUUAAUACAAUUCAGUGUCUUGGUGU
Molecule: messenger RNA, 1059 nt
Organism: Marmota monax (woodchuck)
Lineage: Eukaryota; Metazoa; Chordata; Mammalia; Rodentia; Sciuridae
Gene: Fam240a
Product: family with sequence similarity 240 member A
Exons: 3
Coding region: 154-390 (78 amino acids)
Source: RefSeq, a predicted model, not a curated record